AUGACGACGUUGCCGCAGCCCCUCGGCAGAUUCGAUGCGCGCCAGCGAACUAGCGCAUCCUCCAUCCCAUCCUCCCCGAGCUCACCUCCACCUCCUCAUCAAGCUCCUCAACCUGCAUCAGAAGUGGUUUCUCCCGUAUCACCAGAGUCAACAACUUCUUCUCCGCAACUGGGAUGGCACGCUCGAACAAACUCCAUCCCUCGCAAACCCGUGCCGCUCACAUCAUUAUUCGCACCGAGCAAGUUCGGCCCAUCCGUUCAUGUCACGGAGACGACGCCCGAGGACGACACUACGGCACAGAAGACGACGACCCGCGGCCCGAUGGACACGCAUGGCAUCGACCUGAGCUCGCUUAGCGGAUCGGCGCAUUACCGCGCUGAUCCCACGUUCCACGGCCGGGAGUCGCCUGAUGAUUCCCCAAGAGACGCGGAUGCGCAUCACCACCACGGCGGCGGAGACCAGCGCCAUGAUGCUCGUGCCGGCCUGCUGCAGAAUGCGCAAGAAUCCGUCUAUGAUGGGCAUCGCUCACCUCCAGUCGGUGCACAGCAGCAGUACGAGCAUGAUCACGAACACGAGCCGCCGAAACCGCCACCGUAUGUGCCUGAGAACUAUCUGGGUCCGCCAAAUGAGAGGAACAGGCCGUUACGGAUGAAGAGACCUCAAUGCGGCUGGCACUCAUCAUGGAACAUGUACCUGUGGCUCUUGCUUGGCAUCAGCUGCGCCAUCGGCCACCAUGUCUACUAUCAUACCCUGAACGGCCAGCCCGCGGACGACCAGGUGCGUAUGCUUAGGUACGGGACGAUCCUGGCUUUUGCGGCCAAGGCGAGUUUGGGUGCUGCCGUCAUAUCGGCAUUCCAGCAGCGGAUCUGGACCACUGUGAGAUCGAGGUUUAUGAGUAUCGCCGCGCUGGAUUCCAUGUUUGCUGCUACAGAGAACGUGAUUGCUUUUGUGAACUUGGAGUUUCUCAUGGGUGCCAAGGUGGCUGCCGCUUUGGCCCUGUUCGUAUGGCUUUCUCCUCUGGUGGUCAUUCUCACAGCCAACACUUUGCUUGUUGAGCCCAAGACCAUUCUGCAAAACACUACCUGCCCGGCCGUUCGCAGUCUGAAUUUCGCAAGGGAGGACACUCACGACUGGCGAAAGCCCAUCAAGAUCGACGGCCGUUAUGAGAUGCCGCUGUCCAUCUGGAACUCCACCAAGCCGGCGGACUCGGAGCCGGAGGGCUGGUUCGACUAUUACACCGGGCCAAGUCCUAACUUUCAGCAGACCGCUACUCUCGGAGCUUUCUUGCAGGAAGUUGUCGCGCGGAAGAACGCCUCAACGGAGGUGUGCAGCAAGGGCUGGAACUGUACUUUUGAGAUAGACUUCACAGCCCCGGGGUAUAAGUGUAGCGAACAGGCUAGGGGUAUCGGCUCGACACCCGCGAACCUCACGCAAGAGUCUGGGCAGGCUCCCCCGCCGUUUGGGACGGAUAUUCUCAUCCCUGAAGGGACGUACGCGUACUACGCUUUCACCAGCGGUGGAGAGUAUUCUACCACCCAGAUGAAGGACGUCGAAAUUGGAGGUAUUCCAAAGAUGGACCCGCCCUAUCCUGAGCAUAUGGGAGCUCUUCGCACUGAACCGGUCAUCUGGAUUGGUCAUGUCGUCCCGCCCGACGCGGACCAUCCAGCUUCAUCAAAGGAAGAGGAUGAGCUAAUGCAAUACGUCCCCAAGAUCUUUGCAUGCGAGCACUAUGUAACAGAGUACACUGCCGUCUUCAACUACACCGACACCACACAGUCAGCAUACAUGAAGAAACAUAACUUCACCAUACCCGUCAUCAAUACAACUUACAUCCCCGGUCUCGACGCAAACGAUGGCACGGCAGACAAUAUUACUGCGACCCCGAAAGAGAACUACGUUGUCCCUCAAGACGUCGAACGAUAUCGACGGAUCGCUGCAUACCAUUCCCUGGGCUUCAUGCUCCGCAAAUUCCUCAACGGCACCGUGCAGAUCGACAAGCAAUCAGCGAAUCCAAUGGCCAAUACGGAAGCCAUCCAGACGAAGCUCCUCGACCCCCGCAACAACUACUUCCCCGUCUUUGACCUGCAGGACAUGGUGCAGGAAUUCUACGAGGACCUCAUCCUCUCCAUCUUUUCGACCCCGCAGUUCCUCCCCGUCGUAUGGGCCGCUCAUCCGGGCGAGGUCUCGGGCGGGCUGCGCGAGGGCGGCGUUGACGGGAACCACUCGGCAUAUCGCUUCCCCUGCCAGAAGUCGCGCAUGGCCAAUAUGUACAGCUACCACGAACGUGACCUGUGGAUCGUGUACUCCAUUGCCAUAUUUCUGGCUAUACUGGGCGUGAUUGCGGGUGGGUUCGCGGUCAAUGAGAACGGAGGUGUAUUGAGAAACACGCGGUUCUCGAGCGUGGUAGCGGCGACGAGAGGCCCAGCGUUGGAGAAGGUCAAUUGGGAGGGCCCUGACAGGGAUAGGGGCGAUGUACCGAAGGAUGUGAAGCAAUUGAAGCUGGGGUACGGCGUGAUGGGCCAGAAUGUUGGGGACGGAAUGGGUCCGGAUGGAGGAAGAUACCCCCGGGCGAGAGAUAGCAUGCUCUGGUCGCCGAGCGAGAUCAGGUGCGGCUUUGGAUUGGAGGGUGAUGUAAACCAGAGGAGGAGGGAAGGAUCUUUAUUUCAUCGAUAG
This is a messenger RNA of Colletotrichum fioriniae, 2673 nucleotides long. The record is from RefSeq and is a predicted model, not a curated record. NCBI's taxonomy places the organism in Eukaryota, Fungi, Ascomycota, Sordariomycetes, Glomerellales, Glomerellaceae.